UCACCACUUAGCACAGUUUGAGUCAAACAAGGAGAGAACACCAAGCCAUGAGACCCUGGUGAAACACUGCGGAUCACAAAGAUACAUGUUGUACAACUUUAGUGGAUUUUUCAAAAAAAAUUCAGUUUGCUUGAACAAUGAAGAAUCUCUCGUUGCCCUUGACUGAACGUGAAAUGCUUCUCAAGCACAGCAGAAUGGGGGCUACUACGAACAGGACUGGAGAAGCAGAGAUAAACCUGGGCAAACCAACCAGGGAUGAGGAGUUGGCCAAAACGGUGCUCGUUGCUCUUUCUGACAGCCGCCGUGGGCAACUGCCUGCUGAUCAGGUCUCUGUGGGACAGAAGGAAAUGCAUGUAUGCUUUCCUAAUGCACCUCAGCAUUGCUGAUCUGGUAGUUGCGGUCUUUCAGGUCCUGCCCCAACUGGUGUGGGACAUUACUGAGAUCUUCCUGGGUCUGGACACCCUGUGCAGAGCUGUCACCUACCUGCAGCUGGUGGGAAUGUUGGCCUCCAGCUACACAUUAUUGGUGAUGAUCAUGGACAGGUUUCAGGCGGUCUGCUACCCCAUGGUCACCUUUCAGAAGAGAAGGACUUUCUGGAAUGGGGCCACCUGCACCAGUUGGGCCAUGUCGUUGCUGCUGAGUCUCCCCCAGGUUUUCAUUUAGUCCAAGAAAGAGAUGGCCCCAGGGGUUUUGCAGUGCUGGGCUAACUUCAUCCAACCCGAGGUCUCGAGGCAUUUAUGACUUGGAUAUUUUUAAUCAUUUUCUUUGCCCCACUGUGGUCUUCACCAUCUGUCAGAUGAAGAUCUGCAGGGCCAUCUAGAUGAAUAUUCAUGUCAAAACGUGCCAAGAUGACCCACAGAUGGGAGGGAGUGUUCUCCAGAGCCACCAACAUCAACCACGUCUCGAAUGUGAUGAAUAAAACAGUGA
Callorhinchus milii (elephant shark) is the source of this 927-nucleotide messenger RNA. RefSeq names its product vasopressin V2 receptor-like. Gene Ontology annotation, biological process: G protein-coupled receptor signaling pathway; regulation of systemic arterial blood pressure by vasopressin; positive regulation of vasoconstriction. The transcript has a single exon. Gene Ontology annotation, molecular function: vasopressin receptor activity; peptide binding. The record is from RefSeq and is a predicted model, not a curated record. Gene Ontology annotation, cellular component: membrane. The coding region runs from base 256 to 663 and encodes 135 amino acids. Lineage: Eukaryota; Metazoa; Chordata; Chondrichthyes; Chimaeriformes; Callorhinchidae.